Paramuricea clavata is the source of this 1086-nucleotide messenger RNA. The record is from the annotation of a GenBank genome assembly. Lineage: Eukaryota; Metazoa; Cnidaria; Anthozoa; Malacalcyonacea; Plexauridae.
GCGGACACACGUAGACUUUUGUGCUCCGUAUUUAUGUUAUACUUUCUCCCUCUUAUGUUUUGUGUAUACACCUCGGAGAUUUUAUAUGAUACUCCUUACAUGGACGGAGUUCAUAGUGGUUAUAAGGGCUUAUUUACGGCAAAGAUUUAUGGUAGAAAGUUCCUUCGACGACGAAUAAGGUAUUACUCGCACAGUUCUGCUUCGUUCAACCCAUGUAUAUUGGUUCUUGAAUUAAGUGGCGAUAUUCAUCCACAUCCAGGACCAGUAUCCAAUCCCAGACGUUCGGGUAAAGGUCGGCACACUUUAUUGGUCUUAACAAUCAAUGCUCGAAGUCUAAACAACAAACUUCGCGACUUUCAGUCAAUGGUGUACACGAGCGAUUGUGAUGUUGUUGUUGUGAGCGAGUCCUGGCUGACUCCCUCGGUGCUAAAUAAAGAAAUAUUACCGAAUGGCUAUGAUAUAUAUCGCUGUGACAGACAAGAUGGCAAAAGAGGCGGAGGGGUAUUAAUUGCAAUAAAAAAUGAGAUUGAAUCUAAACGACGCAAAGAGCUAGAAUCGAAUUGUGAAAUUGUGGUGUGUGAAAUACAUAUUUCCAAAGGUAUGAAGCUAAUUAUAUGCGGUUUCUAUAGACCUCCCUCGAGCAAAAAUGAAUAUUUAAUGAAUUUUGGUAAUUCUCUCGAGAAUAUUGUGAGAGACGGUACUCCUGUUAUAUUAUGUGGCGAUUUUAAUUUUCCUGAAAUUGAUUGGGAACUGCAAGUAGCACCUGGGUGUGACAACUUACCCAAUAUUUUCUGCGACAUGAUAAACGAUGCUUUUUUGAGUCAGAUGAAUUAUUCUCCGACAAGGGUUUCUGACUCAACAAGCAACAUUUUGGAUUUAGUUUUUACAAAUCUGCCGGAUCAGCUUUACGGUCUUUCAACAUUCGAUUGUCAACUGAAUACCGAUCAUCUUGGAAUUUCAUUUUUCCUUAAGACAACUGUGAAGCGAACAAAAUUUUCACGUUCUGUGUAUAAUUUUAAAAAGGCUGAUUUCGAUGGGUUAAGAGAAACUCUUGCGCGAUCAUCUUGGAAUUUCAUUUUUCCUUAA